Mucor mucedo is the source of this 441-nucleotide messenger RNA. RefSeq lists its product as uncharacterized. The record is from RefSeq and is a predicted model, not a curated record. The transcript has 2 exons. Lineage: Eukaryota; Fungi; Mucoromycota; Mucoromycetes; Mucorales; Mucoraceae. Bases 1 to 441 code for a protein of 146 amino acids.
AUGUCUUCCAACAACAACACUGGUUCUCCCAACUCUGGUUCUUCCAACGCUAAGAUUAACUCCAACUUGGGUACUGCUGCUAGCCGCUACGCUACUCCUGAGGUUAAUCAUUCCAAUGGUGAAUCCCCCAAGGCCAAGUCCACUACUUCUGAUGAAGUAACUAAGGUCCAGGUAUCUCGUAAGGGCAAGGAGAAGGCCAGGGACAGUGUAAGUCACAGGGGAGAUGAGGGAAAAGCCACUGCUAGUGGUAGAGUUUCAAACUCUUUUUUGGAAUCGGUAGAUUCAAGUGGCGAUUCCAGCUGCGAACCACUCGAUGAUAUUAGUGAUAUCGAGGGGGAUAACAUGGAUAUUGAUCCAUUGGAUAUGUCUGAUUUAGAGGAAUCCACGUUUAUUAAGACUUCAUUAGUAUCUUACCGAAUUGAAGAACGAGAACCCUGCUAA